Messenger RNA from Oryza brachyantha (malo sina), 1840 nucleotides. RefSeq lists its product as uncharacterized. The transcript has 5 exons. Bases 206 to 1207 code for a protein of 333 amino acids. The record is from RefSeq and is a predicted model, not a curated record. Lineage: Eukaryota; Viridiplantae; Streptophyta; Magnoliopsida; Poales; Poaceae. Gene Ontology annotation, cellular component: membrane. Gene Ontology annotation, biological process: Golgi vesicle transport.
GGAACGCAACGCAGCGCAAAGUCCAGAACGAGAAGCCACGCCACACCAACCCGAAAAUAGAGGGAGAGAGAGAGAGAGAGAGAGAGAGAGAGAGAUUUCCGACGCGCGCGCGUCCCCCCUUGCCGGAUUUGAAUCUGCUCGGAGUGCGGUAUCGCCUGUUGGCGCCGCCGCCGCGGGGGCGGUUGGGUCGGACGGACCCCGCUCGAUGGCGGAGGGCUUCGGGCGGUGGGAGGCGGAUCCGCUCUUCCCCGCCGCCGAGUGCGUGCAGGACUCCGCCGACAGGAUGGAGGGUGUCUAUCGCUUGCUCUUGCACGAAAGAAAACUGAUACAAGAUGAUUCUUCACAUACCAAGCGUCAUGUAUCAAUACAGUACGAGAGAGAUGUGUCCACUGCUCUUGGAACAACAAAGUGGCAGUUGGAGCAAUUUGAGAGAGAAGUGAAUACAGCUGCAUUGUCUAAUAAGUCGAAUUCAAGGGAAAAUGCCAUCUUGCAAUUUAGGCAGUUUAUCAGAGCUAUAGCAGAGCAAAUUUCUCAGGUGGAAGAUAGUUUGGAGAGUCUUAGGACUGAUUCCAGUAGAACUCCAAAACAUUCAUACUCAACGGAACAUGAUGAAUUGGCUUAUUUUCUUUCUGGUAGCAACAGAAACAAUAAUCAUGUGUUGUAUUCCACCGACACAGAUGAAAUUGUUGAGCUCAAGCUUGAUAGUGUUCCUGCAGUGAAUGGUUGCCAUUCUGGCCAAGAAUGUACAUCAUGUGAAUUCAGAUAUUCAGGAAAGGAUGUGGAAGGAGCAGCCCAACCUCAAUGUUCUUGUGGGGGAAGUGCAUGUGAAGGGGGUCAUAAUGAUAGCAGUAUGCAUAGUUUGGAUUCUGAUGAUUCAGUAGGUAGGAAGCAUCAUUUCAAGAGCAAACUGAGCAGGAAAUAUCAGAGUUUUAUGAGAAAUUUAUGGUUUACAAAUAGAAGACAUGAGAGCUUUACAAAGAGGAGGAAAGAUGGAGAAGUUUUGGAGAGCUUGAGAAAUGGAAGUACACUACCUUCAUUCAAUAUACCUCCAUCUGGAAGGGCCAUGUAUUUCUGGCCUGAGCUUAUCAAGAGGAGAUUAAGUACAUUGGAAUGUUCUACACACCAAAAACGUCUUCAAGUUCGGUCAGCAACAGUACUACUAAUUGCACUUGCUGUACUUGGCUUGCUGGUUUUGCAUGGGAGAUGACUGCGGGUAGUAUCCAGUUUUGGUCCCUGUUGUGUAUGUGUCGCCAUGUGUUGCAUUCUACCAAUCAAUCUAUUUCAUAGUUCCUGAUGAAGAAGGAUCCAUGUGCUAUGAAGAUCAUUUGCUACUUCAUACUGCCAUUCGAUGAAGACAUAGGUUUUCUGAAGUUUGAUUGCUCCUAGUCUGGCCCAGCAUCGACAUAUCCUGUGAUUCUCCACCAAUCCACGUUUUCGUUCAGACCUGCCACGUGAAUACACGAUGUAUUGUGAAUUAUGAUACUGGCGCAGUCAAGUAAUCAACUAUGGCCAGGUCAGUGAGAUGAUAAAGCCUGUCCAGAUUUUUACGGUAGCCAUCCUGUUAAUAUAUUCUACCCAAAGGAAGGCGCUCGAAUUUAAUGCAUUGUGGGCUUGUGACACAGCCAAGUGGCUCUGUAGCUUGCUAGUGAACUGUUUUCAAUUCCGUUCAACCAUGGGCGCUGGGUUGUUUGUGUGUGUUUUCCAGUUUGAUUCCCUGAUUGAACCUGCAACUUUGUCUGUAAGCGUGAGGUUGGCCGCAACUUUGUAUCCAAAAAAUUGCAGCACUUGAAUCGAACUGAUUCGUUGUACAAGUUUGUGACUGUCCCUAAUCUGGUGUUUA